CUCUCUCUCCACUCGUACAUAUAAUUCUCCGCCGAGUCACCCAUUUCUCUUUCUAAAAUUCAGUGAAAGCUAAUUCCCUUCCUCACUGCCGCCGUAUGAGCAUUUUGUACAUCUCUGUGCUUUGUUUCAUCUGAACUAACUCUCAAACGAGCAUUUGCUUCCAAACUUUUAUAAUACAUCAACAACCAGGAAUCUGACUGAGUAGUAUCGUACCUUAUUCAGUUAAGCUGGUCCUUUAUCGUGUUUAAAUCAUCUCUCGAAGAUUUUCAAGCUCAGUCCUUUAUAGGCUGUGCGUCCGCAUUGAAGAGGUGCUGACGUAAUUCAACUCGGACCACCAGCUUGACUCAACAAUGAAAUCGAGCACUCAGCUGGACUCAGUAGUUUUCCGUCUAACUCCUACUCGGACAAGAUGUGAUUUGAUUAUCAUAGCAAAUGGGAAGAAAGAGAAGAUUGCUUCCGGCCUGUUAAAUCCUUUUCUUGCUCACAUGAAGUCUGCUCAGGAAAAAAUUGCAAAGGGUGGUUACUCAAUCAUUCUUGAGCCACCACAGUCUCAGAGUAUGAUAUCAUGGUUUACAAAGGGCACUGUGGAAAGGUUUGUGCGUUUUGUGAACACCCCAGAUAUCCUAGAAAGAGUGUACAUUAUAGAAUCUGAGAUCAUACAGAUUGAGGAAACAAUUGCCAUUCAAGGGAAAAAUGACAUUCAACAUUGCCUUGUUGAGGAUCAGCAAACGAAGGCAUUCAGGGACUGUGAUGGUAGCAAGUCCGAGGUAGUUUCUAAUGGUAAUAAAGCUGUUGUCCUUUACAAGCCUGAGGAGCAUAUACCACAAGCAAGUGGUUCAUUUUCACAAGAUGGGAAUUGCAGAGUACAGAUAUUGAAAAUCUUACAGUCGCGCAAAUCAGUGCUGGAAAAAGAACAGUGCAUGGCCUUUGAACGUGCUGCAGCAGCUGGUUUUCAUUUCGAUGACAUGCCUUUCCUUCUAUCAUUUGGUAAAUGCUUUGGAGCUUCACGUUUGAGGGAUGCCUGCUUCAGAUUCAUGGAACUCUGGAAGAAAAAACAUGAGUUUGGACAACCCCUUGAAACUGGAGCAGCAGAAGUAGUGGCAGGCCAAACAGAUUUAUUUGACAAGAAGGCUUCAUACAGUAAUGAGAAGCUAAACACAGACUGCAUUGCAGGUCAAAGGGCUCCUAUGGAUGCACAUCUGCCAAAAGGUCAACAUGAAAACCCUCAAGGCCAGUUUCCUAUCUGGUCAAUGUAUUCACCGUCUUCUGCCCCACCUCCUUUGCAGCCUUAUUAUGUCCAACGACUGCCAUAUCAUCACACUUAUUUACAGAAUAACCCUCUUUAUCCUCCGUACGGUGUGGAAGACGCUCAAGUGGGUGUCAUGCAGAGAAAUGGACCAAAAAUACAAUUGACAGAUAAGAAAUGUAGCAACAAUGAAGUGAAGAUUGAAGCUCCCCGGUCAUUUAAAGCAAAAGUUAGCAAUCCAAAUUCAUAUGAUGAAAGGGAAGUUAAUAAACCUGAAAUUGAUGGUGGAUACUGGCUAGCAUUUCAAAACAUACUAUUUAAAGAAUCAGGUGAAGAUAAUUAUACUGAAAAGGGUCACAUGCCUGCAAAGGGAAAAUAUGUAAGGAUACAGAAAGAUCCUACAGGUGAUGAUCAUACCACUCUUGGUGGGAAAGGUGCAGAUGAUUUGCAGGAUAGUAGGGAUAAUGUCAUUCAUAGAGUUAGUAUAGACAUGUCUUGCUGCAUCCCCAGCGGAUCAAGUGAUGGUGUUUUACAUUCUAUCAGGGAGUGCGGCAACAUCUUGGGACACGAUGAUCAAAUUGACCUUCAGUAUGCUGAGACAAAUGGGGGAAAGGUCUAUGCCGAAACUGUGAGUCAUGAUUCUACGUUGGCUGGUUGGGAACACUUCUCAGGGUCAAGAAAUUCUAUAAAUACACUUACUGAAAAGGGACUUCAGAGUGUGACUAAUAUACUGGAUAAAGCUUCUUCACAAUAUAUGGCUGAUGAAUCUUUUAUAGUACCUGUUAGGUCAAUGCUAUUCAAUGUUGCUGUACCAGAAAUCAUCACUCAUUGUGACUGUGAACUUUCUACAGCUAUUAGAAAUACAGAAAGCAAUUUUAUUGGAGUUAGAAGCCAAGUCAAUUAUAAGAGAAGUAAUCUAGACCUAAUUCCUAAAUGUGUGUCAGAAGAAAAUUGCAGAAGGUACAACCCCACUUUGGACUAUGAAAUGAAAGCUCAUGUUAAAGAUAACAUUUCACAGGAAAAAGGAAAAAAGAAAGCCUCCAGUAUUGUGAAAGAAGUAAAUACAAAGAUGGACAAGGACCAGAGAGGAAAAGCUGAUUUAGAUAAUAAAAACACUGUAGGACCCAUAAGAAGAGGAAAGCUAUCAAUGACAAGUCCUGUACAUUAUGCACGAGUUCAUGCAGAGAGAUUAAGAGCCUUUAAGGAAGAUACCCAGAAGAUGAAAAUGGAAAAGGAAGAGGCAGAUAUUAAAUGCUUAGAAGCUUUAAAUCUGGAAAGGCACAAGAGAAUUGCAGCAAGAGGCAGCUACACUUCUGCCGAUUUAGUGGUACCACUAUCACAGAGAAGACAGCAGCCAAUAAACCCAUCGCCAUCCCCCAUCAGAGGGUCAAAGUUCAGUGAUUUAGAACCAGGAUCAUCAUCACCGUUACAGAGAUCCAAAAUAAGAAAUCCUCUCGUAUCAACUAUUUCUCCGAAGGAUUCUAAGUCACAUAAAUUUAGUGAUGGGCAGUCGAACAAUAACAGGUUAACAAAAUCAGCAUCGUCAUGGUCUGAUCCCAAUAAGAAAAGCAGUAAUAUUGUGACACCAGAUUCAAAAGCAUCCACGACAAGGGUUAGAAAGUUAUCUGAGCCAAAGACUGUAAAUUGGCCUGUUGCAUCAGUCAAGGCACAUAGUUCUGAAACAUUGAUAAGACUGAGGAAAUCCAAAGAACCUGAGAACACCAAAAUAUCCGAAGUCAUAGACCUUGAUGCAACACAGGCUGCAACUCUUCCUGAACUGAAGAUCAGAUCCCCAAAAGGGCUUUCAGAUAAUAUGAAUGUUUCAGGACCUCCAAUAAAUUCUGCAAAUGUGAAAUCAAUGGUGAAUGGUGAGAAAGCUCCAUGUGACAGUGCAGGUGAUGAAAACAUUGUUGAGAAGACCGUAGUAAUGCUUGAAUGUGAAAUCUCAUCCUUACCUGUUGCCCAUGCAUCAGGAGAGGAAUGUAGAGUACUUAGCCAACAGUGUUACAGUCAUGGCCACUUAGGGGAGAAAAUUUCAGUAGUAUUUGAGCAUGCAGUGCCGACUGAUGCACCUCCUUCACCUUUUGUGGGAUUUGUCAGUGAUCCUAUUCCUGGAUUGGAUCAGGGACAACUGAACUCAUGUGAGGUUGGAGAAAAAUGUGCACAUGAGACACCUAAAGUUGCAAAAGCGGGCCCUGGUGGAAAACCUUAUGAAGCUCCUUAUGCUCCUAUGACCUCCUUGGCAGUCUCAGACUUGGCAUUAGCAAAACCAAUGAAAUCACUUGUGGAAAGUGCUAGAACUGAUGGGGAGUAUACCAUUCAGGAUGAUUCAGCAAAAGCUCGAGUUAAGGAGCCACCAAGAGGCCUCUGGAGGCUAUGGAAAUUUGGUAAGAAGAAACACUGUCCCACUGCAUGUGAUAAAAAUCUUGAACCAGACCAAAAAAGUGUUAAUCGGCUAAAGCAUCAGGAUGGCCAUGCAGCAAAUACAACUUCAUCAAGUGAAGUUUAUACUUUGAAGAAUUUGAUGUCACGAGAUGAAACCUCAGCAGUUGACAAUGCUGUUCAAAAGUCUCGUCAUUUUUCUUUGUUGACCAACUUCUGGAGUAGGACAAGUGAAAAGAAGUUGAGGUCAUAAAACCAAGGUUUACUCAGGUAAGUUAUUUUCUAAUUGAAUGUUGUUCAACUUAAUCAACUCCACAACUUCAUGAAAACUGAAACUUCUUCGGGUUGACAUGCAGCAAUGUCUUUCCAGUUUGUAUACAAGUACGUGUAAAUGGAACCUUAAAUAUAUUAUGUGCAGGGUGAAAUGUUAUUCUUUUGUUUUCUGUUUUGAGAUAGGGGGAUGAAUUGUGUGGGGGCAUUUGAGUCUUGACAGAUAGCCUGGGCGUUAUGUUGCUGCCAUUGCUGUAAAAGUCCUGUCAAACCAUGACUAAUUCCCGCUUAGACCAUCUCCAACCCACGGGGUGAAUAAAUGCAAAUUUCACCACAUCCUACUUUUCUCAAACAUCCUACUUUUCUCCAACAUCCCUUGUAUUUUGAGGAUCAAAGGUGGAAAUAACCAUUCAUGAGAUGAAAAAUCCAGCCCUCUUUCAUUCAACUUUUGAGACAAGGAGGCAGAUGAGCUUAAUGGAGUCGGUCGUUGAAUGCCCACUAAAGACCGCUUGCUUCUCUCCAGUGGCGGAGCCAAAAAAACGGUUCAGAGGUCGAAACUCAACUAUAUACAAAAUAAAAAUGGUGGAUUAUGUUUAGACAAUGCCCGAGUUGAAUGUUUCAUAUGUAAUUUAAAUAAAUGCUACUCCCUCCGUCCCACUUAAAGGUUUCCACACGGUUUACGAUGUUUGAAUUAUCAUAAAAUUAAUUGAUCCCUGUCAGUAAUAAGGUUAUUUUUAGUAAAUAAAACUUAUAUAUUCAGAAACUACAUUAAAAGUUUUAUAAUACUUGAUCAAGAAAAAUUAAAUCUGAUAAAAGUUGGAUAUAUAAAGUAAAAGAUUAAGAACAAUUCAUGUUAACUGGAGAAUAGUGGACGAGAACCUUUAAAUGGGACGAAGAGAGUAGUUUCAAUGAGACUAAUAGAUUUAUAGAUUUGAUAUAUAAAUCAUAUAUAUUAUAAACUCGUUUUUAUAC
This is a messenger RNA of Cuscuta epithymum, 4870 nucleotides long. Lineage: Eukaryota; Viridiplantae; Streptophyta; Magnoliopsida; Solanales; Convolvulaceae. The record is from the annotation of a GenBank genome assembly.